AUGGCAAUGAAAGGGAACACAGCUCUUCACAUCGCCUGUCUGGCUGGACAGAAGGAGGUUGCCAGGCUACUGAUGAAGAGGGGUGCUGACGUCAACUCUCAGUCACAGUCGGACAGCAACACCAGCUUCCUGCGAGCGGCGCGGGCCGGAAACAUCGAUAAGGUGCUGGAGUUCCUGAAGAGCGGCCAGGACAUCAGCACCUGUAACCAGAACGGUCUUAAUGCACUGCACCUUGCUGCUAAGGAGGGCCAUGGGGACCUUGUGGAGGAGCUGCUGGAGAGAGGAGCGUCUGUGGAUGCUUCCACAAAGAAAGGGAACACAGCUCUUCACAUCGCCUGUCUGGCUGGACAGAAGGAGGUUGCCAGGCUACUGAUGAAGAGGGGUGCUGACGUCAACUCUCAGUCACAGAAUGGAUUCACCCCUUUGUACAUGGCAGCCCAGGAGAAUCAUCUGGAGGUAGUCCGUUACCUACUAGAAAAUGGAGGCAAUCAGAGCACAGCCACAGAGGACGGCUUCACUCCGCUGGCGAUCGCUCUGCAGCAGGGCCACAACCAGGUGGUGUCCCUGCUGCUGGAGCACGACACUAAGGGCAAGGUGCGGCUGCCCGCCCUCCACAUCGCCGCCCGCAAGGACGACACCAAGUCCGCCGCUCUGCUCCUGCAGAACGACCACAACGCCGACGUCCAGUCAAAGAUGAUGGUCAAUAGGACAACAGAGAGUGGCUUCACCCCACUGCACAUCGCUGCGCACUAUGGCAAUGUAAAUGUUUCCACACUGCUGCUGAACAGAGGGGCUGGGGUCGACUUCACGGCCAGGAAUGGAAUAACUCCCCUUCACGUGGCUUCCAAGCGAGGGAACACCAACAUGAUCGCCCUUCUGCUAGACCGAGGAGGCCAGAUUGAUGCUAAGACAAGGGAUGGCCUCACCCCACUACACUGUGCAGCCAGGAGCGGGCAUGAUCCUGCAGUGGAGCUACUGCUAGAGAGAGGAGCACCCAUUCUGGCCAGGACCAAGAACGGUCUGUCCCCGCUGCACAUGUCCGCUCAGGGAGACCACGUGGACUGUGUGAAGCACCUGCUGCAGCACAAGGCGCCGGUGGACGACGUCACCCUGGACUAUCUGACCGCCCUCCAUGUCGCUGCCCACUGCGGCCACUACCGGGUCACCAAGCUCCUGCUGGACAAGAGGGCCAAUCCCAACGCCCGGGCGCUGAAUGGCUUCACGCCCCUGCACAUUGCCUGUAAGAAGAACCGGGUGAAGGUGAUGGAGCUGCUGGUGAAGUAUGGAGCCUCCAUCCAGGCCAUCACUGAGUCUGGUCUUACUCCCAUCCACGUUGCUGCCUUCAUGGGCCACCUCAACAUUGUUCUGCUGCUACUCCAAAAUGGCGCCUCGCCUGAUGUCCGCAACAUUCGAGGAGAGUCAGCCCUCCACAUGGCUGCGCGUGCUGGUCAGAUUGAAGUAGUGCGCUGUCUCCUGAGGAAUGGGGCGCUGGUGGACUCCAUGGCCAGAGAGGACCAGACGCCCCUGCAUAUUGCGUCUCGGCUGGGCAAGACGGAGAUAGUUCAGCUGCUGCUCCAGCACAUGGCUCACCCCGACGCAGCCACCACCAACGGCUACACCCCCCUCCACAUCUCCGCCAGGGAGGGCCAGCUGGAGACGGCCGCCGUGCUGCUGGAGGCCGGAGCCUCACACUCCCUGGCCACCAAGAAAGGAUUCACUCCUUUACAUGUAGCUGCUAAGUAUGGAAGCCUGGAUGUGGCAAAACUCCUGCUGAAGCGUCAUGCACUUCCUGAUGAUGCGGGGAAGAAUGGACUCACUCCACUCCAUGUUGCAGCUCACUAUGACAACCAGGAGGUGGCGCUCCUUCUCCUGGAGAAAUCAGCCUCCCCUCACGCUACAGCCAAGAAUGGCUACACCCCCCUCCACAUUGCAGCGAAAAAGAACCAGACAGCUAUCGCCUCAGCGCUGAUGCAGUACGGCGCUGAGACCAACGUGCUCACCAAGCAGGGGGUCAGCCCGCUGCACCUGGCCUCUCAGGAGGGACACGGUGAGAUGGCCGCCCUGCUGCUGGAGAGAGGCGCUGUGGUCAACGCCCCGACCAAGAGUGGACUGACGUCCCUGCACCUGGCAGCCCAGGAGGACCGAGUGAACGCAGCAGAGACUCUGGCCAAGAACAACGCCAACCUCGACCAUCAGACAAAGCUUGGCUACACUCCACUCAUCGUAGCCUGUCACUAUGGAAAUGUCAAAAUGGUGAACUUCCUCUUGCAGCAAGGUGCCAACGUCAAUGCCAAAACAAAGAGUGGCUACACUCCUCUUCAUCAGGCAGCCCAACAGGGGAACACACACGUGAUCAAUGUGUUGCUACAGCAUGGAGCCAAGCCCAAUGCCACCACUGUGAAUGGAAACACUGCUUUGUCCAUUGCUAAACGCCUUGGCUACAUCUCAGUAGUGGACACACUGAAAGUAGUCACUGAAGAAAUUAUCACCACCACUACAACUGUUACUGAGAAGCAUAAGAUGAAUGUUCCAGAGACUAUGACUGAAGUCUUGGAUGUUUCCGAUGAGGAGGGUGAGGACACGAUGACUGGAGACGGAGGAGAGUACCUGCGGGCAGAGGACUUGCGAGAACUGGGAGACGACUCCCUACCUGGGCAGUACCUGGAGGGGAUGAGCUAUGGGAUGAUGUAUAACCUGGAAAGUACAUUGUCAUCUGUGUCCUAUCUUCACUGUAGGGGCCAUGGGACCCCCACACACCCAGGCUACCAUAACAGAGAUGGUGUUUUCAUAGAAGAAAUGCUCACCAGUCACCAGGUGGCAUCGCUCGCCAGAGAGAACGAGAAGGACUCGUAUCGUCUGAGCUGGGGUGCUGAACACCUGGACAAUGUCUUGCUGACCAAUACCUUGCUGCACUCUGGCUUCCUGGUCAGCUUCAUGGUGGACGCCCGGGGUGGGACUAUGCGUGGCUGCCGCCAUAACGGCCUGCGCAUCAUGAUCCCCCCCCAGAAGUGCUCGGCCCCCACCCGCGUCACCUGCCGUCUCGUCAAGAGACACCGGCUGGCCUCCAUGCCUCCCAUGGUGGAGGGGGAGGGCCUGGCCGGCAGGAUCAUAGAGGUCGGCCCCACCGGAGCCCAGUUUCUUGGUAAACUCCACCUCCCCACCGCUCCUCCCCCUCUCAAUGAGGGAGAGAGUCUGGUCAGCCGAAUUCUUCAACUGGGCCCACCUGGGACAAAAUUCCUCGGGCCUGUGAUCGUGGAGAUCCCCCAUUUUGCGGCGCUGCGGGGCGACGAGCGGGAGCUGGUCAUCCUGCGCAGUGAGACCGGCGAGAGCUGGAGGGAGCACCACUGUGACCACACCGAGGAGGAGCUCAACCAGAUCCUCAACGGCAUGGACGAGGAGUUGGACUCCCCUGAGGAGCUAGAGAAGAAAAGAAUCUGCCGCAUCAUCACACGAGACUUCCCGCAGUACUUUGCUGUAGUCUCCCGCAUCAAGCAGGACAGCCACCUGAUUGGUCCGGAAGGAGGUGUCCUCAGUAGCACUUUAGUACCCCAAGUCCAGGCUGUCUUCCCUGAAGGCGCCCUCACCAAACGGAUUCGUGUUGGACUUCAGGCCCAACCAGUCCAUGAUGAUUUAAUAAGGAGGAUACUGGGUAACAAAGCAACCUUCAGUCCAAUUGUAACUUUGGAGCCAAGGAGGAGGAAGUUCCACAAGCCAAUCACUAUGACAAUCCCAAUUCCCAAGAGCUCAACAAGCGAUGGAACGAACUGUGCGUUUGGGGGAGACACGCCAACCCUAAGACUUUUGUGUAGCAUCACAGGUGGUACCACUCCAGCUCAGUGGGAAGAUAUCACAGGGUCCACCCCUCUGACCUUUGUCAAUCAGUGUGUGUCAUUCACCACUAAUGUCUCAGCAAGAUUCUGGUUGAUCGACUGCCGGCAGAUCCAGGAGUCUGUGAACUUCUCGACCCAGGUAUAUCGGGAGAUGAUCUGCGUCCCGUACAUGGCCAAAUUUGUGAUCUUCGCCAAAACGCUGGACCCCAUAGAGGCCAGGCUGCGAUGCUUCUGCAUGACAGAUGACAAAAUGGACAAGACGCUGGAGCAGCAGGAGAACUUCACAGAGGUGGCCCGCAGCCGAGAUGUCGAGGUUUUAGAAGGUAAACCGAUCUUUGCGGACUGCUUUGGAAACCUGGUGCCUCUUACUAAGAGUGGUCAGCAUCAUGUCUUCAGCUUCUUUGCCUUCAAAGAAAACCGCUUGGCAUUGUUCAUCAAAAUUCGAGAUAGCGCUCAAGAACCUUGUGGGAGACUGUCUUUCACGAAGGAGCCCCGUACAUAUAGAAGUCUUACACACAAUGCCAUUUGUAAUCUAAACAUCACCCUGCCUGCAUAUUCAAAAGACUCUGAUUCAGAUCAGGAUGCAGAUGAAGAGCUAGACAUCACAUCUCUCAAGAACCCACUGGAUGAUGCAGACAGGAAGGAGGAAACACUGGCUAUAGUUUCCGACCUCCUUGGGUUUAGUUGGACUGAGUUGGCGAAAGAGCUGGAGUUCAAUGAGGAUGAGAUUCAGCUAGUACGAUCAGAAAACCCCAACUCCCUACAGGAACAAAGUCAGGCACUGCUGCAACGCUGGGUGGAGCGGGAGGCAAAGCAUGCCACUGAGGAUUGCUUAAUCAAGAGGCUCACUGCCAUAAAUCGCAUGGAUAUAGUCCACCUUCUUGAGACACAGAUGAACAAGUCAGUCCAAGAGCAGACCUCAAGGACCUAUGCAGAAAUUGAGAAGACACUGGAUCACAGUGAAGCUCUCUCCUCAGUUCAGGAAGAUGUAGACAGUCCAAGGCUGGUAAGAAGAGUGGAAUCCUCCCAGCGGCAGCCUCCUGCAGUCUCUGAGGAAGACCUGUCAGUGGCCUCUCUCUUGGACGUCCCAUCCUGGUCGGAACCAAUUGGGCAUACCCAUUCUGAAAGCAUGCAUGGAGAUCUCUUAGAAGAACUCGACAUUACACAGGACUUUAUCACUAACCCAUGGGCAGCUCGAGAGAUAAGAGCUGGGUCAUCAAAUGAGGGCCUUGACAGACAAGCAGAUGAGUUCCCAGAAUUAUCUCCAGAGACCACAUCAGAGGAACAGUAUGUGGAUGAACAUGGGAAUAUGGUGGUUAAGAAGGUUACCAGGAAGAUAAUGAAGCGCUGUAUAUCUGAUGGAGUUGAGGAUGUGAUGACGGACGGGACAGCUCAUGGCUCCGUAAGAGUGAGAGAAGGGGACGGCUACUCCAAAGUGAUCAAGAGGACAGUUCUGAGGAGUGAAGGGGACCACACAGAGGUGACAUUUUGUGAGACGCCAAAUGCGUCUGCCCGUGGAGUUGAGGAGGAGGACGAGGGUGAGGAGGUCAGCCAGGUGGUCCAGACGUCGCUCGUGCAGGGGGAGAGGAUGGAGACGCAUCACGGAGACCCCACACUCGCCUCCGAUCUCCCCUCCGCUCAAGAUGACUUCAGUCAGGCCAUGAGGUAUAUGGGUCUCUCAAAGAAAGCUCAUGUUCCCCGGAUUAUAGAGCAGCACAUUGUGAAGGAGGAUGGAACUGUGAUCAGGAGGACCCGCAUGCGUAAGGCGCACACACAGAGACGGACCCUGGUGAAGGAUGCUGAGGGUCGGAGGAGGGUCACCGUCGAACGGCUGGAUGGCAGAGCUCCGAGCCCCUGCCUUCACACCUGUCACCCCGGCAACGUCCAGCAGCAUUUUCACCAUCUCAUCCACCAAUACUGUGCAGAGAGCAAAGACCAGGAGCAGGAGGAGGAGGAGGAGGAGGAGGAAGAGUGAAGGACCUCCGCUCUUUCUUGCCUUGCUCAUUCCCCGAUUUGCCCCCGACCCAAGAUGUGGCCCCGCCCAAACAUGCCAAUACUCUAUGCACCGCGCUCUGCCAUCUCAGAAAACACGCGUCUAGCAGUCUUCCUGUUCUAACGCAGGAUAGGUCUUGGUUGGCUUGAGUUCACAGGCAGAGGGUUUUACGUUUUCCUCUUAUUUUUGUAGCUUGUUUUUUUUUCUUAGUCUUUAUUUUCACUUGGAAUGAUUUUUCUUUUCUUGAAAUUCUUCCGUGUACACUUUUUAAUGACUGUCAUUUUUUUGCUGUUUUGUGACCAAAGAAUUUCCUUUUUGAUUUCCCUUGUUGUCGUUGUUGUUAUUUACCUUGAUUUUAUGUCUUGAAUGUUGUUGAGCUUUUAAGAAAAGUAUAGAAGGCAUUUUCCUCAACACCCACCUCAGAUGGACACUAACCAAUAUUUCUAUUCAUAACAAAUCGGCUUUGGUUCAGCAAUGUGUUUAAUGCACUGCCCGAUCAUAAUCACGGUACUUAGAUAUCAUGAAAUGAAAUCUGACCUUAUCAUUCAUUACACAACCAAUUGUUCUUCAAGGAUAAAGGUUACAGCUCUCAGAAAAUGAAUACAAAUCUUCUUGACACUUUAUUUGACAUGAUCUUAUGAGAAGAUCAGCAGGCUUUGACAGUGCUUAUCAUAGUGGGUCAUGUCUGUCUCCACAUGUCAGAAGACCCAGAAGUAACAUCAAAUGCUGUGUUUUCCCCCACUUGAACAUCUGGGCCACCGUACACAGACCUUACUCUUUAUGAUAACCUGUAUGUACUGUACCUCAAUGAUCAUGUAAAGUGAAGGGUUAAAGUCAUCUGUUAUUAAUACAGAUGGCUCAAUCUGCUGUCGGAGUGUUCUGUGUAUGUGUUACCUGUCUUUGAAAGUAUAUACAAUGUGCAUUUUUAGAGAAAAAAAAUGACAGUAGUCCACAUUAGCUACAUAUAAGGAUUAUAGCAGGCAUGACUAGUUAGCAUCUGUCACUUACUAUUUGCGAAAUCAAUUUCAAAUUCUGAAUCUACCUGCAUUUCCCCUGUCUUCCCUGUCAGAUACCUGAGCAGCACGAGGUGUUUACUGUUCCCCCCCCCCC
Molecule: messenger RNA, 6933 nt
Organism: Sardina pilchardus (European sardine)
Lineage: Eukaryota; Metazoa; Chordata; Actinopteri; Clupeiformes; Clupeidae
Gene: ank2a
Product: ankyrin 2a, neuronal
Exons: 49
Coding region: 1-5805 (1934 amino acids)
Biological process (GO): signal transduction
Molecular function (GO): protein binding
Source: RefSeq, a predicted model, not a curated record